Molecule: messenger RNA, 158 nt
Organism: Racocetra persica
Lineage: Eukaryota; Fungi; Glomeromycota; Glomeromycetes; Diversisporales; Gigasporaceae
Source: the annotation of a GenBank genome assembly
AAAGAUGCGGAAAAGAAGAAAAAGAAAAAUAUGAAAAAGAAGAAAAAGAAAGAUAUAAAAAAGAAAAAAAAGAAAGAUAUGAAAAAGAAGAAAAAGAAAGAUACAAAAAAGAAGAAAAAGAAAGAUGCGGAAAAGAAGAAAAAAACAAAAGAAAAUAA